Messenger RNA from Podarcis lilfordi (Lilford's wall lizard), 8714 nucleotides. The record is from the annotation of a GenBank genome assembly. NCBI's taxonomy places the organism in Eukaryota, Metazoa, Chordata, Lepidosauria, Squamata, Lacertidae.
CCGUAAUACUCCAAAUGCUAAAUUCUACCAUAUACUAGCAAUAGCAUUAUUAUUAUUAUUAUUAUUAUUAUUAUUAUUAUUAAUGACAAACAGUGAAUAUAUUCAACUGUUCUCAGAUAGCCUAUUCCAAAGUUAGCCCUCUGAUGUGACUCACCUGGGGCUGGGGGCAUGAAUCAGAGAGUGGUCCAAGCUAUCUUGCCCUUGGCACAUUCUCUUUAGCACAAUUUCCUUGGUGGUCUUUGAGUGUCACUCAAAGAAAAAAUAUUGUUAUGAAAUUGUAGGGGAGGGCAGAUCCCCAUAAAUUUUUAAUUUAGUAAAUUUGCACAAACAGAAAGAGUUUUUGAGAGAAAAUGAGCUGAAAUGAAAUAAAUAAAUUAGUAAAUAAAUGCACGUUAGGGAAAGAAAAGGAAGAACAGGAAACUAUGGUGGGAGGCAGGAAUGAGGAAACAAUAAAUGGAUAGAUUUAGGAAGGAAGGAAGGAAAUGUUAGAAAAGGAGAAGAAAGGAAGCAGCCUGAAAGAAACUAAGGCAGUGCAGAAGAAAUACAGGAAGAAAGGGGGUGAAUAAGUUUAGGAAGGAAAGAAAAGGAAAAGAUUUUGCAGCAAGGAAGGAAAUAAAUGUUAGGAAAUAAAGAAAAGGAAGAAGAUGCAUUCUGAGGAGAAACUGAGGCAGAAUGGAAUACUAAAGCAAAGGUUUAGAAAAAAAGGAAGGAAAGAAGGAAAUUUAGGAAGGAAAGCAAAGGAAGAGGGAGCAUUUUGUGGUUGAUUAAGGCAGAGAGAAAGUCAGGAAUGGAAAUAGUAAAAAAGUGGAAAAAGAGAAAAAUAAACGUUAGGAAGAGGAAUUUGAGGUAAAACUGAAGCAGAGUGAAAAAAAGUGAAGAAUGGUUUUGAAAAAGGAAGGAAAGGUUGAGAAGGCAUCUGGGGGUAACUGAGGCACAGGGACACAGAAAGCAGACGGGGGGGGGAGAAGGCCCCACCCCAAAUAUCUCCCUGUGGUGGGAGGGGGUUGCCUUCAUUAACCCUUUCUUCUACUUGCCGCCCUCUCCCGGCCACAGGCACAGCCCGGGUCUCGCCGUCUUCGCCGCCGCCUCCCCGCUCCUUCUCUUCUAGCGGGCGGAGGGAGGAAGGCGGGCGGACGGGCGGGCGGACGGAACAGCCGGGCCGGUUUGAACCAGUGGAGGCGGCGACAGCAGCAGCAGAAGAAGGGGGAAAGGCGGCGGAAGGGACCUCGGGACCGUCCCUCCCGGUGCCUACUGCGGAGAAGGUGGAGGAGCUGUGUUCCCUCCGAGCAUGUGAGGCUGAGGAAGGAGCAGCGGAGGGCGGGAAAUGGAGGCGGCUGGGCCCGGGUCCGGUUGGUACUGCGCAGGAGGCUGCUGGCGGUGGCGGUAGGCCCGGGAGUUUGCCUUGGCAACGAGGCCUUAGGGGGAGGAGGGCCUGGCAGGGGACGGGAGCGGGGCGAGCAAUACAGGCAAUGGCUGUUGCGGUUUUAGAGUGCUGGUUUGGCGCGGUAAGGGAGCCCAACGCCAGGGGCAGGGCGGGGAGAGGGAGCGUUUUCCCCACUAAUAAUAAUAAUGUAUUAAGUUUAUUUGCCGCUUUUUUUGCCAUGGCAAAUCGAAGCGACUUACAAAAAACCGAAAACGAAAUACACUUUGAAGCGAGGUGUGGCGAAUAUGUUCGUCAAAACACCUCAUGCUCCGUACCCUUCAGGGCGAGGAUCCACCUGCAGAGGGUCUUUCUUUAAAGCGGAUAUUUAGCGUGUAUUUAAGGACACAGGAUUUCGCCUUGUGCCGAGUUAGGCAACUGGGUUCCGUCCAGCUCAGUACUGUCUGCACUGACAGGCAGAAGCAGCGGGUCUCCAGGGUUCAGCCCUGCCUGAGGAUGCCAGUGGUUGGGACUGGCAGGUGCACAGGAAGCUACCUUCUACAGAUCCAGAGCAACUGGUCCAUCUAGCUCAGUAUUGCCCACACUUAUUGGCAGAAUCCAGACGGUCUUUCCCAGCCCUACCUGGAGAGGCAGGUAGGGCAGGCAUGUUUAAAGUCCGUUUUGGGGGCCUAAUCCGGCCCGCCAGUUGGUUUAAUCCGGCCCCUGUGGCAGUUUAUUUCUUGAGGUAAAAUCCUUUAAAAAACCCUCAACAAACUUCAAUCCUCAAAAAAAGCUCAACAACAACUUUGAGGUAAAAUAAUUUUAAAAAGGUCAAUAACUUCAAUCCUUAAAAAAGUCAACAACAUUGGUUGGCCCUUUGGUCGGCUUUCACGGCCCUUCACCUCUUUGAAAAAAGCUUGGACACCACUGCCAUAGGGGAUUGAACCUGGAGCUAAGCAAAGCAUGUGCUCUGCUACUGAGCUGUGGCCCUUCCCUAAAUUUGCAUAUCCUAAUUUACAUGUACAGGUACAAGUUGAGAAAUUGUGAUUGUGACUUUGUCAGUGGUGGUGCAUUUGCUUUGCAUGCAGGAGGUUCCAGGUUCAAUCCUCAAUGGCAUCUCCAGACAGGACUUACCGUAUUUUUCGCACCAUAGGACGCACCAGACAAUAGGACGCACUUUGUUUUAGAGGGGGGAGAACAACAAAAAAAAAUUCCCCCCCUCUCUGCCCAGCGUCCCUUCAGUGAAGCAGCAGGAGGCGCUGCACAGAGAGGGGGAGAACUUUCCCCCUCUUGUUUUCCCGCUCUAAAACAAGGUGCCAUUUAAGGUGCGUUCAGGCGGCUACCUUGGAAGCCUGGAGAGCGAGAUGGGGCGGUGUGCACUGACCCCUCUCGCUCUCCAGGCUCCUUUCGACCUGCUCUUUGGGGCUGGCGGGGGGAAGCCCACCACCAGCCCCAAAGAGCAGGUCAGGGAGCAGCGGAAAGGUGCAGCGGAGAGGCUCCUGCCAUAGCCGUGCGUCACCUCUCCAGCCGGGAGAGGGUCGUGGGGGGCUGCUUUAGCCCCGCGCGCGCUCUCCCGGCUGGAGAGGUGACGCGGGGCUGUAGAGGCUCCUGCCAUAGCCGUGCGUCACCUCUCCAGCCGGGAGAGCGCGCGCGGGGCUAAGAAGCCAUAGCCCUGCGACCCUCUCCCGGCUGGAGACGUGACGCGCGGCUAUGGCAGGAGCCGCUAUAGCUGCGCGUCACCUCCCCAGCCGGGAGAGGGUUGCGGGGUGCUUCUUUAGCCCCGCACGCGCUGUCCCGGCUGCAGAGGUGACGCGGGGCUGUAGAGGCUCCUGCCGUAGCCGCGCGUCACCUCUCCAGCCGGGACAGGGUCGCGGGGGCUGCUUAGCCCGCGCGCUCUCCCGGCUGGAGAGGUGACGCGCGGCCAUGGCAGGAGCCUCAACAGCCGCGCGUCACCUCUCCAGCCGGGAGAGGGUUGCGGGGGGGCUUCUUUUGCGGCUAUAGAGGCUCCUGCCAUAGCCGCGCGUCACCUCUCCAGCCGGGAGAGCGCGCGCGGGCUAAAGAAGCAACAGCCCUGCGACCCUCUCCCGGCUGGAGACGUGACGCGCGGCUAUGGCAGGAGCCUCUAUAGCCGCACGUCACCUCCCCAGCCGGGAGAGGGUCGCGGGGCUGCUUUAGCCCCGCGCGCACUCUCCCGGCUGGAGAGGUGACACGGGGCUGUAGAGGUUCCUGCCAUAGCCGCGCGUCACCUCUCCAGCCGGGAGAGGGUCGUGGGGCUAUGGCAUCUUCGCUCCAUAGGACGCACACAAAUUUCCCCUUCAUUUUUGAAGGGGAAAAAGUGCGUCCUAUAGAGCGAAAAAUACGGUAACAGCCCUUCAUCUGCUAUUGAAAGAGUAUUAGUUAAUAUAGAACAUGUCAUAUGUAGAAUUUGAUUGGGAAACUUCAGUGCAUUGGCUUUCUGCAUAACUGUGGCAUUGUGUUAAUAUGCAUCUUUUCUUUCUUUUUGUGUUAGGAUGGUGUAACAACUUGCCUGAGAACCAGUACCUGAGUGGGCCUCCUUGCUACCAAUUAGGAUGUUUCUCAUGGACACCCCCCCUUUGGUGGCCCUCCAGAGGACAUGGGAGCCCUUUGUCCCAUCGAGGAACUGCAGGUACCCCAUCUGCUUCUCAGAAUCCGAAGAUGACAUUGCUAGGACAGCUGUCAGUGCCAAAGUCCAGAUGAUCAUUAACAACCUCCAGAGCGAAGAGGCAUCCUUGGAUGCCAGCUGCAGUGAAUAUGGCUGCCUUAUGCAGAAAAAGCAGAAGGGAACCAAGGUCAGGAGCCCCAAGCUAAGGGCCAGCGGCAGGACGCUGCAGAAACACAUUGAAUACACCCAGAGUCACUGUCCUGCCGACUCUGAUGGCAUGGAGGUGGAAGAGAGCUCAGAAUUUGGCCCUCUCUCACUGAAUUCUGACAGUGAUGAUUCCGUUGACCGAGAAAUAGAAGAGGCCAUCCAAGAGUAUCUAAAAAACAAAGGCCAGUGCAUUUCACCACUGCCAAGCGAGGCCAAGAGUUUGCACAGUGUAGACAAUGCAGAUUGUAGUUUGUUCCCUACAGGUGUGAAGUUGAAUGAGGUUCAGUGCCCCUGUUCCCCUAAUUACUUUGAGAGAAACAUCGCUCCCUCCCCGUGCAGUGUGAGCAGCAACGACUCUUUUGAACAGAGCAUCAAAGCUGAGAUAGAGCAAUUCUUAAAUGAGAAGAAACAGCAAUCAAGGAAAAAGGAUAUAACACUGGGGAGUAGGAAACUUCACCAGAAAGAGACCCAAGAGAAGUUGGCAGUUAGGAACCGGAGAGAAAGUCGGCAAAGGUAUCUGAAGCGAGAGCAGGGCAAGGCGCUCUUCUUAAGGCACCACCUGGAACUCGGAGGUGCCAAUGCUCCUUCUAAACAGGAGUCAAAAACCAAUGGAGAGGAGCUUGGUGACUUCAGUACAACAGGCCACACAACCUUGAAAACACCUUUGGCUGGUCAUUCCUGCAUCCUGGAGCAAAGCAGAACAGGCAAGAAAAGGCAGGCACCCUGGAAAGCCAGGGAAGAGCAAACCCUUCAAAGCAUAGACAUCUCUGAUUCAAGUAGUGACGAUGGUAUUGAAGAAGCUAUCCAGCUGUACCAGCUGGAGAAAACCAGGAAGGCAGCAGACUCCAAAGCAGGCCAUGCUCCUUUUCCGAAGGAAGAGUUUGGGGCCAUCAGGAUAAAAGAUAUAUCUGCCAGGUUGAUGAUUCAUUCAGUAAAAGGUGCCUUGCCAGAGAUCCCCAGGAAAGCUUUGAGCAGGAAGGGGAGGCAAAGCUGCUCUAAAGCAGCAGAAUUAAAUAAGUUGGAUGCCAUUUGCAGCAAGACAGCAGAGAAAGGCAAUGUUGACCCUACUCUGGAAGAUGACUUUGCCAAGUGUGCACUCACCUUCCAGGCCUCUUGCAGGACAGACACUGCUGCCGAGCUGAUGUGUGCAGAAGCCAUCCUGGACAUCUCCAAGACCAUUUUACCUCUCCCUACAGGAAGCAGCAACAGCAGGUCAUUCGCCACAAGUGAUCCUUCAUUCUGCUCCCAGAGUGUACCUCCUUUUCAAAUUGAAAGUGACAGCCACAGCGUGAACAGUGAUGACAGCAUUGAGCAAGAAAUAAGGACUUUUUUGGCGGUCAAAGCACAAGCAGGAGGCCUGGUAGCAAAAAAUAAAGGGGUCUCACAUAUUGCUCAAAUUCCUCCCUUCUCUGGGCAACCAUUAAAACUGUCACCAAGUCAAAAAAGGAAACCCAAGGCAGGAAGCAAGCAAGACCAAAGCACACAACUGAUGCUGUCAAAUACACCCCAAGGGGAAGGUGGUCUGAGCAUACUGAAAAACAGUAAGGUUGGAGGGGCAGUGGCUAGCUGCCAACAAGAUGCUGUAUCCAUUGCCAGAUUAAUAGAUUUUGGAAAUUCCCAAGGACAGCUUGGUGCUAGAGAACUUUUUAAAAGCAUGGCUUGGGGUCAACAGAAGUACAUCAUAGAGGAUAAGAGCAGUUCUUUGGACAGUGAUGAAGACUUGGACACAGCUAUCAAGGACCUCUUGAGGUCCAAGCGAAAGUUAAAGAAAAAACCCAAAGACCAAAGAAUCCCGUGCAAGAAGAGAGUCCGGUUUAGUGAGACAGAGAUGCAGAUUCUGGAGGAUAAAGAAACAGACUGCAAACCCAAAGCUCCCACCUUGCUGAAGAGUUGCCUCAUGAGCCCCGGAAUAAACUCUGGGGAAGAGGAUGCAAAGAAAGGGCCCCGAAGCAUCAUGAAGUCCCAAAGUCCAAAAGCCACACAGUGUGUGUUGGAAUUUAAAAAGGAAUGCCACACUAAGUCAGUGGCAGGGCCCAAAACUCAGGAUGGAGCGAAAAGCAAUCAGUGUCUUUGGGCUGCCACAUCCCUGACAGACAACAGCAGUUCCAUGGAUAGCGAUGACAGCAUCGAGCAAGAAAUCCAGAGGUUCUUGGCAGAAAAGGCUAAAGAUUCCACAGAAGUACCCAGAGCCGAUGGGAUUGUUGAGAACUUGCAAAUUGAUAAACCCCAAACAGCCAUAUCUAAAGCCAAGCACCAGCUGUUUAGAGAUGGAGGCAAUGCCUUGCUGGAAUGGAGUAAAAAAGCAAAGAAGGCAGGUCCACUUAUGGUUGUGUUGAGAGGUUCUCUGAAGGCUGAAGAAGAGACAAUGCAAAAUGCUUCUCUUUGUGACAUGCAGGUGGUCUCAUCUGAGUGGGAUCUGUGCAGUCAAGGUACUGUGCAGACAAAACGAUCCGGUUUACCUGCAAAACAGGCAGUGGUUCAAAGAAAGGUUGGCUAUGAUAGGAAGCUUGACCAAAUAAACAUUCCACCUGGGAAGGGCAAAUCUGAGAACUUUAAAUCACAAAAUUACUUUAAGCCAUUGUCUUCUUUCAAAAGGAAAAGCCCGUAUGAGUUCAAAGUUUCCAGCAAGUUUAUAGCAGGCCUCAAAAGCACUCAGAAUAAAAAAAAACCUGUGCUUGUGGGGAAAGGGCAGGGUGAAGAUCUGUCAUUCAAGAGGCAGGGAGGUGUCCCAGUAUCAGAUUUGCUUGGUAAGAGGCAGGUGGUGAGACUGCAGAGAGAGGGGGUUCUAAGAUCCAGGUGUCAGGCAAGAUUUAAAGAGGCAGAUUUAUCUUCAGGAGGGCCUUGUCCCUUUUUGACUGAGAGGCAAGGGGAAACAGAGGAAGCUUAUUUAUGCAAUGAAGCAGUCAACCUAGCAGAUAUUAAACCUUUGGAGCCUUGCUGCAGGAGGGACUCCAGCCAUGGUCUUCCUUUGCACGUACCCAGCACAGCUAAUGAGCAAGGGGUCAGAGUUAGCACAGUGUCCCUGCGUGCUGAGUUCCCUGAUGGGGUAGAAGAAGGGAACACCCAGGAGCUUCACACCAGUUGGGAGGAGUGUAGUAAAGUUCCCAGCAGCUGUUAUAGCUUGCGACAGAUGGAGAAUCCUUGAUUGGGCAGGAUAGGAUAGCAGAGAAGCAAGCCCAGAAAGAUUUAGAGGAAGGCUGUGCAGAAUUUGUAGGUGUAACCCCAAUGGAGAAAAGCAAGGACUUCAGUUUGUAAGGGCUUUAUUUUUUACAGCAUCCAUGUGUGGGUUUUUUUUUUCUAAGGUAAAAGCCUGCAUUACAUUUAGGUUUUCUGACAUCUUGAUUAAUCUCCAUGCUGGAAGGGGUGAGGAUUUUGUUGCAACAUUAUGAAGACUGGGGUGAAUGUUCUUUUCCUCACCCUCCCCUGCAUCAUCCUUGAGUUACAAGGACAGAAUCUUAUAAUUGUAGAGUUUGAAGGAAUCCAAAGGGUCAUCUAGCCCAACCCCCUUACCUACUCAGCACCUCAAGAUUCAUCCACAGUGGAAAACUUAUGCCCCCCCCGACCAAGAGAUUUAUCCUUAUCAGAUAAAGAAAAUGUAAUCUUUAUUAAGCAGCCCAGAGUGUCGUAGUCUUCAAAGUAUUCAAAAUGGAAAGAGAAUUUGGGACAAAUACAGACAGUCUAUCUUUCCAUUGAAGGAAUCUGUCACCUAUUACAUGGACUUGAUUCCCCUCCCCUCCCCCCCCUUUUUAAAGACUGUUCUAAGUUAUUUCAAAAGUGCUUUAAGUGAGUCUUUUUGUAACAGUGUAUAGAGCACCCCUAACUGCAGAGAACUAUAGUUCAUGUUCAUUGUACUACAUCAGGAUUGGAAAACUUGUGGGGUCUCCAGAUGUUGCUGGAGUAAGACAUUCCUGGAGCUGAUGGGAGUUGUAGUCCAGAACUUCUGGAAGGCACCUGGUUGGCAAGGGCUGUCUUAGACGCUUCCACAGAGUCAAGUGUUUCUUUCCAAGAGCAGGUAUAUUGAAGUUACUUCUUGCCUUCCUUCAUAGAAGGUAAACGUGAUAGCAGAAAGUGGUUGCAUCUCAGAAUUUGCAUUCCCCUUCAACUAGUCUGUAUAUUAUUAUUUUUUUUAAAUGCUGCUUUCACAUCUCAUUUUACAUUGAAACCUCAUGGCAAUCUGCCUCUUCUCACUAUAAACCUUUACUAUACAUUCUUCUAUUGCUCUUUAAACCCCCAGAUCAGUUUAUGGGGACCCUCGGGGCGGGGGGCGGGGAGAGAGGGUGCAUCUGUAUUCAUCAGUCAAAUUGCAGUACUUUGUAGCUUGUGGUUUCGAUUCUGUCUGUCUGAAGAAGCACUUUUGAACUUGUUUUGUAUAUAAGAAAUGGUGUACAUUCAUACAUUUAUAAGAUUUAAUAAACUGGGUUCAGAGUUUGAACCAUGAAACCAAAAGUUUUCUUUUUUAAUGUCUCGGAUGUUUCAGAGAGAUUUAGGUCCACAGCCACCACUUGGUCCUCUGUCGUUUAUCUU